AUGUUACAAAAUAACACCAAGAAAGAGAGCGAAUCCUCUAAGGGAGAAGAUAGAAAAUCUGAAACUAGUAGCGUUUCCACGACAACUUCUAAGGGGGAUAAGUCACAGGAUGAAGAAAGGAAACUUUUCGUUGGAAUGCUGAGUAAACAGCAGAAUGAGGAAGACGUGCGAAGGCUUUUCGAACCUUUUGGUACGAUUGAGGAAUGCACAAUACUAAGAGAUCAAGCAGGAAAUAGCAAAGGCUGCGCCUUCGUCAAGUUCUCAAGUCAGGCUGAGGCCCAAUCAGCUAUCGUUGCACUACAUGGAAGCCAAACAAUGCCAGGUGCGUCAUCUAGCAUAGUGGUGAAAUUUGCUGAUACCGAGAAAGAGCGUCAUUCCCGAAAAUUGCAACAACUUAUUGGACCUCUGGGGGUCUUUAAUCCAGCACUUGCUUUAUCACAACUGGGAAAUACAGCCUACACGCAGAUACUAGAGAAUCUUUCGCAAACUACUGGAUACAUCAAUCCAGUUGCGGCUUUGGCUCUUCAAUUACAGCAAGUCCAACAAUUGGCCGCGGCUACAAAUCCAACAGCGCUUACGGGUUUGGGGCUCGGUCCAGCUCAGGGAUUGCCCCUAUUUCCACCCCCAACAGGAACUAGCGGAGUUCCGGUGUCAGCUGCCAAUCAACAUCAUUCGCAGGCUACCCAUUUAAGUGGAAAUGGGACAAAUGGCAUGACUAACCACGUACAAAACACUGCUUCCACUACUGGUAAUGCAGCUCCAUCAAUCACAGUUGCAGCCGCAGGUGCUAACCAGUCAGCUGCAGCACCUACUUCAGGACCGCAAAUUAGUUUGUGCAAUGGUAGUGCGGCCGCACUAAGUGCUGCACUCGCAGCCAAUCAGCAAAACAAUAUGGCGCUUGCUGCUGCCGCAUUGGUCGCUGGAGCGGGACUCAAUGGUCCUACUCCGGGAAUAAAUUUGAAUUCUCUCGCGUCCCCUAUUCCUACCUUAGCAACAGCUGAUCCCCUUUCUCACCUUUAUCACAAUUAUACGCAUUAUGGUUUGUCUCCAUAUGGCCAAGGAACACCUGCGCCUCUUCCCCAAAUUGCAUCGUUGGCCCAGCAGGCUCUCAACUUGCCAGUUCAGCAGAAAGAGGGUUCACGAGACCUCAUCCUUACAGGUCCGGAGGGAUGCAACCUAUUCAUAUAUCAUCUGCCCCAGGAAUUUGGCGACCCCGAGCUGGCUCAAAUGUUUAUGCCGUUUGGAACGGUAAUUAGUGCUAAGGUCUACGUUGACAGGGCCACGAGUCAAAGCAAAUGCUUCGGUUUUGUGAGUUUUGAUAAUCCCGCAAACGCUUUAGCUGCGAUUCAAGCAAUGAAUGGCUUUCAGAUUGGAAUGAAGAGAUUGAAAGUACAGCUAAAACGCCCCAAAAAUGAUUCCUCUAAGCCCUACUAA
Messenger RNA from Rodentolepis nana, 1434 nucleotides. Lineage: Eukaryota; Metazoa; Platyhelminthes; Cestoda; Cyclophyllidea; Hymenolepididae. The record is from the annotation of a GenBank genome assembly.